UUUCCCACGUGUUUACGAAAACAAAUCGUGGAUGGUGAGAUUUAUGCACAAAGAUGUUUUGGCCAAGUCUCUUUUCCAAGAGAUACACAACCAUUUGAUGAGAAUACAGGGUACCCUUGAAAGUGCGAUAAAUGAGACGGAGGGUGCCAGUUCCAAUUCUGUAACGGAUAUAGAUUGUGAUAUGGAUGCAAUUCUGGAUGCGAUUCCGGAUGAGAUUAUGGAUGAAUGGAGCGAUAAUACUCAAAAUUCCUUGGACAACCCAGAAUCAUUCAUCAAGGAAGUUCAAGGCACGGAGAUGUGUCAGAGCGACGAUAAGGUUUUUAAAGAGCCUGAAACACCGGAUUCUGCUAUGGAUUCCAAAAGCGCCGAGAUAAUUGAUGUUCCAUCAGAUUCUGAUGACGACAGGGAUUAUUAUUAUUGUGAUUCUGAUUUCAAUGACAUUUCAAUUAUCGAUACUGUUGAGGUUGUAGCUAACGAUCCUACUCCAUCGUGCUCUUCACAUUCAACCAAUAACAAAUUAUUGCCGAAUCUAGCUGCAGCCAUUAGUGGUGAUAAAAAAGCUACAGUUGUAAAUAAUAAGAUCCAAGAUGGAUCCGAAGCAACAGUCGCUGAAGAAAAUAACAAUAAUUUCUUAUAUAUGAAGAAUGUCUUAGAGAAGAGACCGUCGCCUAAACCAGGAUGUAGUCGUGAUUCUGACAAUUCAUCUCCAAAACUGGAAGGUUUCUACGGUUCCUCCAUAUGGGAUGAAUUAUUGAAAGAUGCGAAAUUGAUACAUGCUCUUUUGCCUAGAUUCAAUCAACGUUUGAUCUAUAAAACAUUGUGUAACAAUCAGUUUGCGAGAAAUCGUAUUGAGCUUACAUUGUGGGACUUGUUGCCAGUAGACAGACCAUUGCCUCAAAUUUCACACAAGCGCAAAGGUUCAAAUGAGAUUAAUGUCGUAGAGCAUAAAAAAAAUGUUAAUACUUUUGUACAUAAAGAUCAGGCAGGCGCUAAUGCACCCUUAGAAGAGAAGGAACAGACAAAUGUGAAAACCGAGGUAAUAGUUGCCAAUAGCAAAAAACCAGAAAAUAAAUUAUUUGUGUCAGGUGAAGUUGAUGGAACGGAAAGGAAUGUAUCAGCAACAGUUUCGAAUAACGACGUUAAUCAACAGAGCGCGAUACCAAUAAAAAAAAUAAAAUUUGAUCGUACGUCCGAUGAACUUCAUCAUUUACAACAAGCUCAUAUACGACAAGAAAUCGGCGACAUUAUGGAAAUGCAGAUUCUAAGGAAUGUACCAUUUGAAGUGGAUUCAAGGGCCAAGGAAUUGCCAUCAGUCAACAACUCGGAAGUUGAAAGAAAGCAUGAAUCUGUUCCUGAUAACAGAGCUCCGAGAUUAAUACCCUCGAGAUUGUUGCAACCGGCAAAAUUAACUGUCGCAUCCCAGGGUUUUGCGUCAUCCUUGGGGGGGAAAGUUGGAAAGUUAUUUUACAGACCAGCAGCUCCUAUCUUAGCACCACCAAAACUACGAGUAGUGACAAGAGAAGUUGGAAAAGAUCCAAUAGGAAUACCUCCUAGAAUAACUGCACCUAGAGGUAUACCCGGCAUACCCGCAAUGUCUGCUCUGCCUAUAGCUACUUUAUCUCCUAAUAUGUCCAACAUAUCUAUGCAUAAUAUGCCUAAUAUGUCCAAUAUGCCUAACAUGCCGAAUAUUCCGGAAGAGGAACCUCGAAUGAAGCAGAGUGGCCAGGUCGUGGUACUAGAUCGACUGGAACGACCGAGUCGACCCAGCGCGCCCGAUCUAUCACGUGCAAAUUCGGCUGCAGCAAGGUUACCAAGCACGCCAUUAAAUGACAAAGAAGCAUCUAACAUUUGCGACAAGCCUCAGUCGAGCUCGGAACUCUCGAGAGCGGAUUGGCAAGCUCUUGGACAGGCUAUUUCACAAAAAUUAUCAGAUUUAUCGAAUGAUAUUUCUACCGAAGACGCUAAAUUAAUUAAUGUCUAUACGGUAAAAAAUGUAAAUCGCGAUCAAUCAUCUUCAACGGAUGCCAGUCCGAGCACCUCGAAUUAUCAAAAAGCGAGUUCCAGUCCGAGCACCUCGAAUCAUCAGAAAGCGAGUUCCAGUCCGAGCACUUCGGAUCAUCAGAAAGCGAGCUGCAGCAAAUCAAAUUAUAUAAUUAAGCAGGAGGAAGGCAAAAUGAGUAUCUCUCAGGUUUGUGAUGGAGGAGAUGCGACACAGCACAAACAAUUUCCAUUAGUAACCAAUGUGGAAACCGUUGCAAAUAACAUACAAUCGAAACAAGAUACAACAAAAGAUACCGAUAAAAACGUAAACAUAAAUACGAGCAAAGAGAAGCCGAAACUUAUAGUAAAAGAUGGUGACCAGAAAGAAAUAAUAUUAAGUGAGAGAGCUGCUAGUAUCUAUAUUAAACUAAUACCUAUGUUUCCGAGCGUCAAAACUUAUUACAUUAAAAGAUUGUGCCAUCUAUAUGUUAAAGAUGAACAAAAUCAAAGCGACGCUGCUUUAUUUGAAGCUUUAGUUGAGAUGUUGCUUAACUGUGAUCAACAGAAUUUAAAGAAAAUUGAGCCAACGAAGAAAGAACCGGCUUAUGAUAUGAAUCCAGCUUAUGAUAUGAAUGAAAAAUAUGCAGAUUUAUUGAUGAUAUUUCCUGAAGCAGAUCCCGUAUAUCUGAGAACAAUUGUUGAACAAAUAUAUAAUAAUCCUGAAUUAUUUGAUAAAUUUGUUCAAUCAAAAUUGGAAAAUCCAGAUUUUCCAACGAGAGAGCAAUAUCUGGCUAAAAAGAAAAUUACAGAACAGCAAAAACAGUACACCACGGAUUUUAAAGUGGAAAAUUUUUUGGAAAUUUUUCCGGAUCCAUUUUCUCACUUCGAAGAUGAAAAGAGGAAAUCCCAAUUUAAUCCGCAUGCAGUCGAUUUCCUCAAAUAUUAUUUCAGUAAAUUGAGGGUAAACACUUUGAUGAAGGCAUAUGUUCAGUAUAAUCACAACUUAACUUUAACUGCGAAAGCUCUGGAAGUGUUAAAUCCUGAUAUGAAAACUAAACGCUAUGGUAAUAAAAUGAUUUUAACGGAAGAUAUACCAUUUCUUCAAGAGUGUGCCUUUGUAUUACACAAAACAGAAAUUAGAAAAUAUUUGGAUGAAAUAAAAGCAAAAGAAGAGCGAGAAUUUAAUGAGCUUAAGGCAAAAAAUGAACUGUUUGAAUGUCAGUGUUGUUAUGACGACGAAUGUAUGCCAUCAAAAUGUUCCACGUGCGAGGAUGGUCAUGUAUUUUGCAAUUCGUGUAUUAUACGGAGUACAGAUGUGAUAUUAGGAGAUGGCAAAACGCGCGUCGAUUGCUUGUUACAUUGUGGCUGUGAAUUCCCUAUGUCUGUACUUCAGCGAGUGCUACCGCCAACUAAAUUUAGUAUUUUACUUUGCAAAAGGCAAGAGGCUGAGGUAAUAGCUGCUGGAGUCGAAGGUUUAGUAUCCUGUCCAUUUUGUCAUUUUGCGUCUAUACCACCGCCUGAAGAUAAAAUUUUCAAAUGCCUCAAUCCAGAAUGUAUGAAAGAAUCUUGCAGAUUUUGCAAGGAACUGAAUCACAUACCACUGAAAUGCAACGAAAAGAAAUCUGAGUCCGCACGUUUGUACUUGGAAGAGAAGAUGACCCAAGCUUUGGUACGGAAAUGCUACCGUUGUAGUCGAAUAUUUUUCAAGGAAGAAGGCUGUAAUAAAAUGACAUGUAUUUGCGGCGCCCAAAUGUGCUACAUUUGUGACAAACCAGUAACCGAUUAUACGCAUUUUCAAGGACAAGGGGCGGAGCGUUCAAAUCUCUGUCCAUUAUGGAGUGAUGAUCGUCGUAUGAAUGCGGAGUCCGUAAUCAAAGUUUGUCAGGAAACUGUGCAGCAGAUAAAGAAGAAAGAUCCGGAAAUUGAUAUAAAUGUUGACGCACUGUUACCAAAGUUACCGCCUAAGAGCAGAGGCCCUCACGAAGAUAUUGUUAAUGCAGUGAUACCCAGGAUUGCGAGGCCAUGACAACAUUGCGUUAUUAUUAAUUGUUAAAAAAACAUUUUUCAAAUAAUUUGUUCUAAAACUUAAUUUAGUAUUUCAAGACCGUUUAUUAUUAAAAUAUUUUUUUUAUAUAUACAUCUAUAUAAAUCUAUUCUUGAUACUAGUAACAAGUUAAGACAAUAUUUUAUGAGUCAACAGUUGCUAGUCUUGUUCAAGUAUGUUCAGUCAUAUAUGAUUAUAAGAAUGAAAAAGUACAAAGGUUAGAAACAGAUAUAUGAUUCAUAAAUUGAGGAAUUGAAUGAAAAUACGAGUUCUCUCUCUCUCUCUUUUUUUUUUUUUUUUUAAGUGUAGAUUUGAUUGCGAAAAACCAUUGGAAUAAAUUGAAGUAAAAGAGUGUAUAAACAUUAAAUUUUUGGGUCUUCAUAAUAUUCAAGUGUGGCAUAUGAAAAAAGCAACUUAUACUUGCGCCUUCAAUUCCUCAAUUUAUUUUAUAGCUAUACAACGUUGCAAACAGUAAACAGUUGAUACACUUUAACUUGGAUAAUUUAAUGUUUUUUAAUAAGCCUGCGACAUACUUUUUACGAGUUCACUUAUGAAAGAUAUAUUGUACCUAUUUUGUAGAAAUAGCUAAUGCUAUAAUUCCAUUUUUAAUUCAUAUUGACAGAUUAUUAAAGUAUUAUUAAUUGUUAUGGAAUGCUACUGUUUUUAGUUUUUUAUACUUUCUAAGUUUUUUUAUCGUUCUCUUUGUUCAAAACGCAAAUUUAUGUGCAGAAAGCGUAAAAGUGCAUAGUAACGAUUGAAGACUGGUUGAAUAAUAAAAUGUUACAUGUUUGUGAUGCAUAUGUAUAUGAUGAUAUAAAUAUACACGCGUUUGUAUGUUUUAUAUGCACAAAUUCCUUAAUUUUUUAAUAGAAUAUAUUUUUGAUGAAUAUUAUAUAAAGAUCUAUUUACAAGAAUCAGAAUUUAAUAGCAAGAAGUAUUAUCACUUUUCAUGUAAAAUUAUUUUUUAUGAAAGAUUUUAUCUUUUUAUUUUAUUGAUUAAAUUAAUAACAAAUAUUAGCAAAUUAGCAAGAAAGUAACAUUUUAUAUACAGAUGUUGCUGUAGAAGUUCCUUUAGAUGUUAAAUGCAAAAUUUAAUGAUUCCGAGUAUUUUACGAUUAGAUUAUUACUUAUCUCAAGUUUUAUGCAAAUUUGGUCUGUUAUACACUGAUAAUACCGAAUGACGUAGAUUUUAGAAUAAAAUCAAAUCACAAAAGAAACAUUAAUUAAAAAUUAAUUUAAAAAAAUAAUAAUGAACCAUAAUGUCAAUGCAAAUGAUUUUCGACAAGUUUCGUUAAAAUUUCUGCUACUAGCAAUAAGUAAUCUCUGCAGCAGCUUUUGACGUUUAAGCCGAUGUUUGACAUGCGAGAAAAACUUUUGCACAGUUACGCGUUAUUGUGCCUAUAAAUAUUUAAUUCCUGGAAAAGUGAGAAUCAGAAAAUGAAGUAAAAGCAAAUAAACUUCGUAUCUUGUGUCAAGGUCAUUUCUUGCAACUCAGUGAUAAAAACGAGAUAAAAACUGGAAGUAGACGCAAAAAUGCAAUUUGGCGAUAUAACGGCGUCUUUGUAUCGUUGCUUGACUCGAAGCGUAAACGAUGAAAGAGCAAGGGCGGAUAACGAACUCUCGAGGUCUUGCGAGUUCCCAUGAUUCCGUAUCAGUUAUAAGAAAUUUCGAGUGAAGUUUUGUGAUUAUUGUGUUAUGAGAAAUUAUAGUCUUUUUUUUUUUUUGUGCUACGAAUGCUUAGCGUUACAGCUUUUCUUUGUCUCCCGAUUUGAAAUGUGCGCAGCGCUAGGUGGACCGCAUCCGGAGGCAAAACCAAACUGAAAGAAAAAAGUAUUUUAUUACGGACUGUUGAGGUUGUUACUUCUGUGUAAAUUUAUUUGAAAAGAGAACGACGAUACUUUGCUGUAAUAAAAAAAUCAUCUAUUAGAAUGGAUACGAAAUUAGUGCGGAUAUAUUUGCGUACUAUUAUUGUUACUAAAUCAAUGAUACAUAGAGAAAAUGCUUUUGCCUAAAGUGUAUAAAAAUAAAGCCAGAUCUGAAAAUAA
Messenger RNA from Solenopsis invicta (red fire ant), 6069 nucleotides. RefSeq lists its product as uncharacterized. The coding region runs from base 32 to 4006 and encodes 1324 amino acids. The record is from RefSeq and is a predicted model, not a curated record. The transcript has 8 exons. NCBI's taxonomy places the organism in Eukaryota, Metazoa, Arthropoda, Insecta, Hymenoptera, Formicidae.